AUGGGAUGUGAGUUUUUCUGUGUAUAGCCAAGGCAGAGUAAAUGCCUUUAGAUGACCAGUUAAUUUGGAGCAGCGGAAUUGGAAUGGGAUUCUCUACGUAAUCAAGAGGGUUCUUUGCUAUCCUUUCAAUUAUGUAGUUAAAGUUUCCAAUGCAGCCUUCCAAUUGAAGCUGAGGCCAAUGCAGCCAUCCAAUUGAAGCAGAGGGGCUGAGGUCAUCCUCGUUGCGGAUACUGUUCGCAUUGAGGAGCGUGUGUGUGUGUGUGUGUGUGUGUGUGAGAGUGUGUGUGUUAAAUGAGGAAGGUUUCUGUGCGUAUCCAUUCCUCUUGUAGUGUUUGUGUACCCGGUCAUGGAGAUCAGCAUCUCUGAGUGUGUUUGUAUGUUCUGCCCAUGACUGGUACAGUGGCUGACUUCCUGAUCCCUCUCUCUCUUCUCUCUCUCCAGAUGGAAAGCUCUACUCCGCAACAGUAACAGAUUUCCUAGCGAUCGAUGCAGUCAUUUAUCGUAGCCUUGGAGACAGCCCGACUUUGCGCACUGUCAAACACGACUCCAAGUGUCUCAAAGGUGAGGAGAGUCAUCGGAUACAAAGACCUGAUGUUUGAAACACUUAGAGAUACAGACUCACCACAAUGAGUGACGGCUUGGAAAACAAAUCAGAGUUGAUUUUGUCACUCUCAUAACCAGUCCCAUAGUAGUUAUGUACUAAGUAAAUUGGCUGCCUCUAGGAACGACAACAUGACCAGGUUGUCAAAGCUGAAUGGAUAGAUCCCUCAUCCCCCACAUGUAAAUAGCCCCCUAAUAGAGAUGAUGGAUUGAGCUACUCCCAGUGCCAGGUCUGGGCUGUGCCUCACUCUAUACUGUGAUUGAUACUUUAGGUAUUGGAUGUAAAAUGGGGUUGAUCUGUUUAGUGAUGAUAUGUCUGCUUUUUUUUGUUCAGAGCCGUAUUUCGUACAGGCAGUUAACUACGGUGACUUCAUCUACUUCUUCUAUCGGGAAAUUGCCAUGGAGUACAACACAAUGGGAAAGGUAAGCUGAUUGGGGCUGAGGGCUACUUCCUCCUGAACAGGAGAGACAGGAUGUGCUUGGGGAAGUAAACAGGAAGUGGGUGUAUCAAGUAUCUGGAAGGGCGGUCAGUGUGACCAAAAUGUAAAACCUUUUCGAUAUAGAAAAACAUUUGCAGGAUGUAGGCUUAAAAAUAGUUGAAAAUGCAUGUCGGUGCCUCCUGGAAAGUCAUUUUGAAGUCUAAAUAUAUCCUCUGACUCGCACUUCGUGUUACUGGUUAACCUGUUGCUUACUCUGGCUGUUUCCUCAAAGGAUUUUGAAGUUUUUCUCUGAAAUGAGACAGAUAGGAACAAGAGGAAAGGAAAAUGUGCUGAUUCUUCAUUCAAGGUUUUAGACCAGAGGGAUAUAAAAGAUGUUUUGAUUAAUCCUUUCAUUUCAGUUUGCAUGGAGAAGGUUUAAUUGGAUACCUACAAGGAAAAUACGAUAUGGAAAUGAAUUACAUAAACAUUAUAUUAUUUUGAAUAAACCCAAUUCUGACUGACGUCUUGUACUGCACAUGAAUACAAAGUUAAAUUCUCUGGUUAUUUUGAAAGGAACAUCACUAUAUAAUGAAGAAUGCAGAGGAGUGUGCCGUAUGGUUUGGUGGUGUGAUGUGGGAUAAAGGAAUGGUACUCCCUGAUUGAUUUCUUUGACAAUCUGAAACAUAAUAAGUGCCCACAGUCAUUAAUAAUGUGGGCUGUUGUAUAUCUAUGCAUGGUGAAUAUUUUUGGUCUGCGAGACCUGCUUAGUUACAGAGAAGUAAUAAUAAUAAUACGCUUUACCUUCUGUGAGUGUGCUGGUUGGGGCAUAAGGAAACCAGCCAGACAACAGGUGUGUGUCUGAAAACACCCACUGAGUGUGUGUGUGUGUGUGUGUACGUGCUAUCCAGGUGGUGUUCCCCCGGGUGGCCAGGGUGUGUAAGAACGACAAGGGUGGCUCCCAGAGAGUUCUGGAGAAACAGUGGACCUCCUUCCUGAAGACCCGGCUCAACUGCUCCAUCCCGGGAGACUCCCACUUCUAUUUCAACAUCCUGCAGGCCGUCACCGACGUCAUCCACAUCAACGGUCGCGACGUCGUCAUGGCAACCUUCUCCACACCUCACAACAGGUACGAUUGUCCGGCGGCCGCACAGAAGGAAAUCAAUUUCCUAGGCCACCGCAGCGCAUAAUUCACUGUCACAAUAGUUUUGUGCAUAAUGUUAUUCCUGUAUAUUGCAUAUUGAGAAUGGAGAAUAAUUUAGGCAGGGAGUUUUUAUCUAAAUAGAAAUUAUAAAUGAGCUGUAGUACUGCUACAUAUUGUAAAUCCCAUUUUAUGGCGUUUCUUAGGCGAUAAGACAAUUGCUUGUGACAAUGCAAUUGAGCAUGGUUAAUGGCCAUUAAAAGUCAAUGAAGCGGCUUGGAAUUCCUAUAAGCGAAUUUGAUCCUGGCAUGAAUAGCAGUUAGUGAGUGAAAUGAGAGGGAACACGUUUUGACUGGAGGUAGCUUUCGGGAUUUAUUAGCUAUUAAUUUAACCAAGUGCUUUGGCAGCAUGGCGUGCCUCUCGCUCUGAACAUAGCCAACGCUGGCUGAUUACUGAGAUUUACAGCCUGGGCCACAAGGUUAGCAGAAUAACAGCUCUGUAACCGUCACAAUCCUGUCCUUGUACAUGAUGUCUCUCAAUGCCAAGGCAGCUGAAAUGCCCCUCAGAAAUGUCCGGGAAAUAGACAAGUGAUUCAGAGCUAUGCUAUGCACAGUUUGCACACAGUGGAAUCAUAUCAAUUGGACUGAGAAAAGUUCUUUUUUGUGUGGGGUGAUGUUUCUACAGCAUUCCGGGGUCGGCCGUCUGCGCCUAUGACAUGGCUGAUGUGGCCAAUGCGUUCACUGGACGUUUUAAAGAGCAGAAGUCCCCGGAUUCCACCUGGACACCUGUUCCUGAGGAGAAGGUUCCAAAACCAAGGUAUUCCCAUUUCCCCACUCCCACUCCCCGCACUCCCACACACACACAUACAUGCACACACACCAGCAACACACACACAUUCAAAAACACACACUCACCGGCAGCAUUAAAGAAGCUCGAUAUCAGCAAAUGAAGCAUGAGAUCAUUUUCCAGAUGGCUGCCUACUUCUACAAAUGCACCAGCCUGAUCAAUCUCCAUCUCUGCGUUCCUAAUUACCCGGCAAAGAGCAGCUCCUUUUCUCUCGUGAAACGUGGGUUUAAAAAUCAAGAUCUGUGGAGGGGGAUGGUACUGUAAUUGGUGUCUCUCCCCAUAUGGCUGGCGAUAAUGUGGAGCACAACAGGAUACCACCCCUGGUGAUUAGCAUAACAUUAUGUGUUUGUGUGAAACAAGGUCAGGUGUUAAUGAGAUCUGAAAUCUACGUCUCGUUUAUUCAAUUUAUUUUCUGUCGACGUUAUCAGCAGACAAACAGAAGGGAGUUUUCACGAUGUUGCCCAGGUUUUUUCCCCCCUCCUCUUCUGCAGCAGCAGCAGACAUGCGAUGUGUCCUCGUCUCUGUGACUGAUCUGUCUCUGUUGCUUUUCAUGUACUGUAGACCUUAUUACAUUCUGCACUGUCUACCAUGGAAAAGAGUUGAAUCAGGGCCGUUUCAAUGCCAGGCCACAGAAUCCACCCAAGUUAUCCAGGGUACCGCUCUACCGUAAUAGUGCAGCAAAACCUUUUUAAUAAGGCAAUCGAGAGGUGAGAUGUCUUUGAACGGAUCUCCUAUCAGGCAGCUUCACUUUUAGAGGGCCUUCUCCUCUGCUACUCUGUCCUUGUAAAGAGAUCAAAUGGCUGCUCUCUGACUCCCACUGUUUGAUUCCCUGUUACUUUCAUCCACUUCAGGCCCGGGUGUUGUGCUGGCACUCCGUCCUUAGAGAAGUACAAGGUGUCCAACGAGUUCCCUGACGACACCCUGAACUUCAUCAAGCAGCACCCUCUCAUGGAUGAAGCUGUGCCCUCUAUCACUAACAGGCCCUGGUUUCUCAAAACCAUGGUGCGGUGAGUAUAGCCUCACUAGCUAGGAUGUUACGCUAGUUAGCGCGCUAGCUAGGAUGCUACGCUAGUUAGCGCGCUAGCUAGGUCUGCUAGCUAGGUCUGAGUUGUGGGUGGUGUUCAUCAAGGUUAUACAUGUAUCAUGCAUUACUUGUGAUUACCAGUGGCAUCAUUAUAUAAAUAAAUCUUAGUUAUAUUUUUUAUUUAAAUGGCAUGGCACAUAGCAAAGCGUUACGUUACAUGUUGGUAGUUAAAAGGGUUAUAUACAUCGAAAGCAGGUACUUUUAUAAGGGCAUAUGGUGGAAGGGGUUUUAUUAUCUAUGUCACAGCCUCUGUGUGUAGUAUGAUUCUGACACAGGAAGUCAGCCGCAAACUCAAUCUGUAAUAGGACCUUAUCUCAUCUCUACCCCAAAGGGACAUUAUAGAAUUUGAGCUUUUGUUACAAAUUGGACUAUCAAAAUCCUAUCAACUAUGAAAACCUAUUCCAUUAUAUGUUCUAGCGGCUAGCCAGGCACAAUCUGUAGGGAGGGAGACUGGACUCAAGGAGACCCCUCUUGAGAUUUCCUGUUAUUCUUAAUGGGACAAAACCAUGGACAUUGUCCUUGAGGUUGUUGUUAUUCUUAAUGGGACAGAAUCAUUGACAUACUGUAAUACUUGAGAUUGCUGUUAUUGUUGAUGGUACAAAACCAGACGUUCAAUGUCAUUUCAAACCAGACAGUCUGAAUGGGAGCGAAGAAGGCCUUAUCUUAUUGAUUUGAUUGUGAUGUGAGCAUUUACUCAGAUAAUGUAAAUGAUUAAGUCAGUGCUUUCAUUCCAGCGUAGGCAUGCAUGUUUUAUAUCUCAUGACCUUGUGUGAAGAGAUCUAGUCUUUCAAUGGCAGUAAUAUAUUUGUCUUUAAUCCUUUCCAUCUCACUGAAUUAAUAGACAUGCAAAUGUAUUUGCAUACCGAUCUGCAGAUUAUACAUUGUUUUGAUAACAGUAGGAGCUCCAUGGUCCAAAUCUAAUUGGAGAUACUACUAGAUAACACACAGUGGAGUUCAGCCUUAAAAUCAAGAGAUGAGGUAUAAAUCCAUAAACGUGUUCUUCACGGUAUUCCAUAUCUGUUCUAGAUACCGGCUAACCCGGAUCGCCGUGGACAAUGCAGCGGGACCCUAUCGGAAUCACACCGUCGUUUUCCUGGGAUCGGAGAAGGGGAUCAUUCUUAAAUUCCUGGCCAAGAUGAACAGCGGUUUCCUGAACGACAGUCUCUUCCUUGAGGAGCUCAACGUGUAUAACCCAGAGAAGUGUGUAUUCCAUUAG
This is a messenger RNA of Coregonus sp. 'balchen', 5303 nucleotides long. Lineage: Eukaryota; Metazoa; Chordata; Actinopteri; Salmoniformes; Salmonidae. The record is from the annotation of a GenBank genome assembly.